AAUAAAAACUACCACGUUAUAUGCAAAUAUUGCCGUCUUGAUGUGCCUGUUCAUGUAGCCUGCGUUUCUUAUCGGCGAUUAUUGACCGCCGUACGAGCUUCCGUUUUCAGAUCCGGUGCGCUGUCUUUAAAAACAGACACAGUAAUGGUUUAAAGGAACGAGAGACAGCAUGUCCAGCCCUCCUUGCGUGAUGUUUGGCCAGGUGGUGAUUGGUCCCCCAGGCUCUGGUAAGACAACCUACUGUCUGGGCAUGCAGGAGUUUCUGACAAAGCUAGGUCGUAAGGUUGUGGUGGUGAACCUUGACCCCGCCAAUGACGGCCUUCCUUACCAGUGCUCGGUGGACAUUGCAGAGCUGGUGACUCUCGAUGCUGUCAUGGACGGGCUAAAACUGGGGCCCAAUGGCGGGCUGAUAUACUGCAUGGAGUACCUGGAGGCCAAUUUUGAUUGGCUGGAGAAGAAACUGGAACAGUUCAAAGGCUGCUAUUUUCUUUUUGACUGCCCUGGACAGGUGGAACUUUACACACACCAGAACUCGGUGAAGAAUAUUUUUGCACAGCUGACAAAGUGGAAUUUUAGGCUGACUGCUGUCCACUUGGUGGAUUCCCAUUACUGUGCAGACCCUGCCAAGUUCAUCUCGGUGCUGUGCACCUCGCUGUCCACCAUGCUGCAUGUGGAACUGCCCCAUGUGAACAUCCUUUCCAAGAUGGAUUUAAUGGAGCAGUUUGGCAAACUCGCAUUCAACCUUGACUAUUACACUGAAGUGCUGGAUCUCUCGUAUUUGUUGGAGCAUUUGGCCUCAGACCCGUUUUUCAAGAAGUUCAAACGCCUGAAUGAAAAGCUUGUGGAAUUGAUUGAAGAUUACAGUCUGGUGUCCUUUGUACCGUUAAAUGUGCAGGACAAGGAGAGUAUGGUCCAGGUGAUGAAGGUGGUGGAUAAAGCAAACGGGUACUGCUUCGGGGAUCUGGAAGAAAGAAGCAUGGAGGCAAUGAUGUCAGCAGCAGUGGGAGCAGAUUUUCAUUUUGCUUCGACCUUGGCUGUGCAGGACAAGUAUUUGAAAUCGAAUACAAAGACAGUGGAAGAGGAGGUGAUGGAUCUGUAGGGCCAAGCACAGUACACGUGUGGGUCUUCUGACCACGCUGAAGAAAAUGUCUAUACCUUCCUUCAAGGGCUUCAAGUAUUGUGCUUGGACACACACACUUGGUGAAACCAUUCAUGGCUCUGAAAAGACCACACAAAUUAUGAUUCCUUUUUACCUCCACAAGGGGGCAAAGUGCCGCAUUAGCAAUGGAGCUGCAGGAUUGCCUCCAGAAAGCAUUCUCGGUGAUUAGGAUUUGGGUCUUGCGCAAAACUGUUGAACCCCGAUGUAUUAAGAGCUAUGAAAGCUGUAGAAAUGUAUUUUUUCUAUUGUUAAAUUCCACAGCCGGGUCUGGCUCACUGCAUAGGAGUCCUGCAUCUGAUUGGAGAUUAAUUACAAAGGCAUUUGCUAAAACAUUUGUCUUGACUUGGAAAUUGUAAAAUGGCAUGCAAUAAAAAUAGCAAUAGAUUCAUCGGUCCAUAAGAACACAUGCUUGUUAAGCCGUUACCUUCUCGAAGGAAAUGUCAGGCAUUAGGACCCGCUGAAGAUGGAGUGCCGGUGGUCAGAGAAAGUGUGCUCAGCUGACAACAAUGUCUCACUCAGGUCUGAAAAUGUCCUUCAUUAGGAAAACCACACAGAGAUCAGAGGAGCAGGCAGGGGCAACUGCAGGCUCAGCACACAGCCAGCCAAUGUGCAGCGGCAGUGUUAUACGCAUUGAGCUGUUUUAUCAUGGGGCACAAUAAAUUACAGAAGGUCCAAGAGGUUAUUGGGAUGAGGAACGCAGCAUUUGCAAAUGAUACUUGAUGAUACAGCUUGAGCAGGGUAGCACACUUUGCAGCACUAUGUUGUCAAGUUAAACAUCGCAGUUCAAUUAACAGUGGCAAACACUGACAGCCUCACAAGGAAACCCAGCCUCUUGCAUCUGUGUGUGUUUAAGAUGCAUCUGCUUGAUUAAGGAAGCCUGCCACUUGGAUUAUAGAAUCACAUACUGACAAUGAGAGAAUACAAACCGAUCAUGAAAACAUCAAUAAACUAAAGUCACAAAAUACUGUAAGAGCAGUCGGUCUAGGCACAGAUAAAACCUCAGACUGGCAGUAUCGCUUUCCAAGUGACCACAAACUCAGUAAAUGUUUGGCCAUUUUCUUAAGGUGCGUAUUUAGUAAAGUUCUUUCUUAGGAUUUUUACAUCUGUAAAUAGAAAAAAAACCAGUACAAAAGUUUGUACAUGAUAUUCAUAUGCCAAACUGAAAAUAUUGCCAGGCUGUUAAAGCCUUCUUAUUUUAAACCAGUGUUGACUGUCUCUCCGAGGCUGAAGGGUUAUUGGUCUGACACCAGCUUGCCAAAUUGUUCCACCCUUUGGGCCUCUCUGUAGCCAGAGCCUGCCCUGGAGGAAUUCAUUUGGAUUUCAUUGCUGAGCUGUUAAUCAUUCUCUAAACUGACACGUUCCUUCAGUGCGGUCAUGGGACAGUGUUAUUAUCCUCUGUUAACGUACCUGCAGACCUGUGUGAAGACUGUGUAGUUUGAAAUAUGCAUUUCACCUGGGGAAACCUCCUGGGCAAUGAGAUCUCACCACGUUCACUUUACAGUGAAAACUGCAGCGCUCCUUAAUUGUAGAAAUCUGACAUACUGUUACGUGUGUUGUACUUUGUAAGGGCCCUUCACUAAUUUACUGUUUUCCGAAUGUCAUGUUUUGUUUUUUUAUUGUGUGAAAUAACUAGAGAGCUCUGUGUUUGUGUCAGAUCUACUUAAUACAGCAAAUAAAAAUGGGAGAUCACAAGUUUGUGUGUGUAGACGAAAAAUGGAACCAAGGGGUGCUGUUUUCAAACUAAAAAGAAAAAGAACAUAAUAAAGUUAAAAAACAAAACUACAAUUAAACUCAAUUUUAAAGUAUUCUUGAUUUUCAUUAUUAUUAUUAUUAUUAUUAUUAUUAUUAUUAUUAUUAUUAUCAGGAUCAUCCAUCUAUACAAUGAAUACAGAGCAUGUUAGAAAGCAAACAUACAAAGCCUGGUAUCUUGCUCAUUGUGAGCUGUACUUAAUAAAAAUUGCGUAGAAUGA
Molecule: messenger RNA, 3129 nt
Organism: Acipenser ruthenus (sterlet)
Lineage: Eukaryota; Metazoa; Chordata; Actinopteri; Acipenseriformes; Acipenseridae
Product: GPN-loop GTPase 2-like
Exons: 6
Coding region: 170-1099 (309 amino acids)
Cellular component (GO): cytoplasm
Molecular function (GO): GTPase activity
Source: RefSeq, a predicted model, not a curated record